Pestalotiopsis fici W106-1 is the source of this 1143-nucleotide messenger RNA. RefSeq lists its product as uncharacterized. Gene Ontology annotation, molecular function: hydrolase activity. The transcript has a single exon. The coding region runs from base 1 to 1143 and encodes 380 amino acids. The record is from RefSeq and is a predicted model, not a curated record. Lineage: Eukaryota; Fungi; Ascomycota; Sordariomycetes; Amphisphaeriales; Sporocadaceae.
AUGCCAAGUUUCUGGACUCGCCAGCCCGGCACAGCUGUGUAUACAGCUUUCUUUGUUGUAUCCACGUUGCUCCGAUUGCCCUGGCUGUUAACGCUCUAUCUUUUCCCAUCAAUGCGUCCAAACUCUUCUUGGACGUUUCGUCAAUCGCUGUGCCGCACACUGUUCGUAUACUUCGGGAAAUACGUGGCAACGAUUGAGCUCAAACCGCCACCCCUCCUCAAGGUUGGAAACGAGAAGGGUCAGUUUGUUAUUACGCAGCCUGCUAGGAGCGAAGUUUAUCGUGGUAUUCUGCUCUGCGACCCCCUGAUCAGUCCGGGCGAUGUUGGUGCCAUCUGGCACACUAAGCCCAUCACACAUCCAGGGCAGCACCAACGAGGACAACGCGUCUUCUUCCAUGUUCACGGGGGCGCUUACGUCCUAGGAGAUGGCCGUGAUCCGGGCAUCAAAUUUAUGAGCUCACUACUGUCACAAUCGAGCCCAGGUUGCGCCAUCUUCUGUCCAGAAUACCGACUUUCAUCCGCGCCAGGCGGCAGGUUCCCCGCCGCUUUCCAGGACACGGUUACAGCGUACUCGUAUCUCGUCCAUGAGUUGCAGAUCCCUCCUCAGGAUAUAGUUCUGUCGGGUGACUCGGCUGGUGCCCACCUCACGAUUGCGCUGUUACGCUACGCCAACGCCAAUCUGGACAUACUGCCAGAGCCUGCGGCCCUGCUCCUCUGGAGUCCAUGGCCCGACAUGGUGAUCGAGGUCGACGUCGCCGACGAGCGCCCCGCCACUCAUGUAGACCAUGUAGCGCCGGAACUCAUUGCGUGGACGUAUCGCGAGUUUUUGCCGCGCUCUGAGACGGGAGUCGCUCGUAGCGAUCCAUAUAUUUCGCCCGUCACCGCCUCAAUUCCCACCGAGGUUCCGAUUUGGGUUCAAUGGGGCAGUGCUGAAAUCCUGAAGCCGGAGAUCACGAACUUCGUGAAUGUGCAGAAAUCAUUUCAGCCUCAGCAUAAAGAUGGGGUCAAAUUCCGCGUUGGGACGUACGAGGUCGCAAAUGCACCCCAUGACAUCCUCACUCUGGCGCCAAUGAUUGGGUGGAAAGCGGAAGCGGCCAAGGCAGUUGAACACGCAAUCCAGUUUUUGGAUGAUUACCUGCUAUAA